ACCCGCAUCGCUAUUUUGAUAAGGCAAAUGAUGAACCAUGAACUUUCAAAUGUCCACCUCCUUUUGCUGACCAAUGGCACUCCUCGGCGCGGACCUCUACGUUUACGCACAAUUCCGACACUUUCGCGACGGCCCCUCAGUCCUUCUCUCUGCUUUACAGGAACUUUACUAUGCAGUGCGCUGUCAGAGCAGGCCUGAGUGCAGCUCACCGCGUAUUUCUCGCCAGACUCAAAACAUCACGCUUUAUUCAACUCCGCAGCAUGUCUCAGUCCAAACUCCCCGUCACUCUGCUGGGCUCCAUGGCUUUUGGUGGCCGCGCGGACGCACACCUGAGCUUGCGGCUGGUGCAGGUGUUCUUAGAGCGCGGACACAAUGAGCUGGACACCGCGUUCAUGUACAAUGAUGGACAGGCGGAGACCAUCAUAGGGAACAUGCAGCUUCCGAAAACAGUUCGAAUUGCGACUAAAGCAAACCCCUGGGAGGGGAAAACACUCAACCCAGAGAGUGUGCGGAAUCAGCUGGAAACGUCCCUGAAGAGGCUGCGCACACAAUGUGUGGACCUGUUUUACCUGCACGCGCCGGACCACCAGAACCCCAUUCAGGACACACUACAGGCCUGCGAUGAGCUGCAUAAAGAGGGCAAAUUCAAAGAGCUGGGCUUAUCAAACUAUGCAUCAUGGGAAGUGGCAGAAAUCUACUGCAUCUGCAAACACAAUGACUGGGUGCUUCCUACUGUAUAUCAAGGCAUGUAUAAUGCAACCACACGUCUAGUGGAGACCGAACUGCUGCCAUGUUUGAGAUACUUUGGCAUCCGUUUCUAUGCAUACAAUCCCCUGGCAGGUGGGCUUCUCACUGGGAAAUAUCACUAUGAAGAUAAAGACGGCGCUCAGCCUGCGGGCCGAUUCUUCGGGAACAGUUGGGCUGGUGCUUACAGAGACAGAUACUGGAAGGAGAGUCAUUUCAAAGGCAUAGAUGGCAUUCAGAAGGCUCUGGAAGCAGCGUACGGCUCAGAGAAACCCACCCUGACAUCAGCUGCUAUUCGCUGGAUGUAUCAUCACUCUCAUCUGAAGGGUGAUCUGGGUGACGGGGUCGUCAUCGGGAUGUCCAGCAUGGAGCAGCUGCGUGAGAACCUGACAGCGGCAGCAGAAGGACCGCUCAAACAGGAAGUCGUGGACGCUUUCACAUAUGCCUGGGAUUUAGUGGCCCAUGAAUGUCCAAACUACUUCCGCUAAACACCCCAUUACAAACAGAGAAAUUAAUAAUAAUAAUAAUAAUAAUAUGAAGCCUGAUUUAUAAGAACUAACAUAGAGAUCACUUUAUUUUUCUAUGUUCAUAUUUUGUGAGUGAACAGUGAUAAAUUGAGUUGGACUAGCCUUCUGCUUCCUAAUAAACACAAUGACAAAAUUAAACCUCUUUCUGAGCUCACUGACACUUGAUUUUUCCACGUUUACAAGAGAAUGCAAUAAAAAUAAUGUAAUAGUGGCAUCUUGAUGAAUCGCUGUGUUUUGUUGUCUUCUUGCCAAAAACUUGCUAAAAUAACUUAUAUUUAACACUAAAAAACCUUGUAUUUUUGUAGAAAAUUGUAGUUGAAAUUAGACACUAAACAGUGUG
Molecule: messenger RNA, 1611 nt
Organism: Sinocyclocheilus rhinocerous
Lineage: Eukaryota; Metazoa; Chordata; Actinopteri; Cypriniformes; Cyprinidae
Gene: akr7a3
Product: aldo-keto reductase family 7, member A3 (aflatoxin aldehyde reductase)
Exons: 7
Coding region: 171-1232 (353 amino acids)
Molecular function (GO): oxidoreductase activity
Source: RefSeq, a predicted model, not a curated record